This is a messenger RNA of Linum tenue, 261 nucleotides long. Lineage: Eukaryota; Viridiplantae; Streptophyta; Magnoliopsida; Malpighiales; Linaceae. The record is from the annotation of a GenBank genome assembly.
CAAGAUGAAUACAUGGUUUGGUACCGCAAGUUCACAAAAAGAUGGGUAACCAAACGUGGCGCCGUGAUCGGUUCAUUGGUUGAUGGGUUGGAACUUGCAUCAAUGACGUUGGAGAAUGAACCAGAAGAUGCUGUGCCAGGGGAGAAAAUUUCAUUCUUGAAGAAGCUCUUCAAGAAUCUCUUGUCAUGUUCGCGGGAAAUCCGAAGGGAUGUCAUUGCAUAUCCUCCUGCUCCUGCACCGCCACGUCCUUCCUCCCACGCC